Haemonchus placei is the source of this 729-nucleotide messenger RNA. The record is from the annotation of a GenBank genome assembly. Lineage: Eukaryota; Metazoa; Nematoda; Chromadorea; Rhabditida; Trichostrongylidae.
AUGAUGGUGAUCGAUACUUAUGCUAACCCUCAGGCUCGUAAGGAUGUCGGAAAUAUGUUUGAAACAAACCCAAAUCUCCUCGUACUGUACGGUGCACUAUGUCCAGUCAGAUAUCAACGUGAAGUACGGUUAUAUGCUUAUCCAUCUGAAUCACCAACAUACUGGUUUCUUCUGAACAGGCAGAAAGGCUGGACGCCAAUGGUCAUAGCAGCACAACAAGGUGACUCCUAUGACGCUACGACAUUUCUCCUUGCACUGAAAUUAUUCUUCGAAGAGACGCAUUUACUCAAAAACGAAAUUGAUAUCGAGUUUGGCGCUGAAUCACACAUGAUGCAUGAGAUCGCCAAGUAUCUAGUGGAAUCGACCAAUCUUCAAGCUGGCCUUCGUCGAGAGCACUAUGUGUUCUAUAUGACACCCGAUCAGAUGCAAAAUGCUCAAAAGGUUGAAUGCGCUGUCCCCUAUGGAUAUGAGAUUUCUGAUUUGACAACCGAUGACGCCGAAAAGAUCCACGUAGCAUCUGAAAGCAAAGAGCCACUCGAAACCUUCAGAAAAAGAAUACAAAGCCUUCCUUCAUCGUGCAUUCGACAGACGUCGUCCAGCAGAGUAAUAUCCCAUGAGCUACGGUCACACUGCGGCGCGAUGGUGGAUCAGUACACGGUGCCAGAACAUCGUCGACAAGGACUUGGACAGACUGUUGAAAUGAUUCUAGCACAGAAAAUCAUGAGGUAG